Messenger RNA from Sus scrofa (pig), 1426 nucleotides. It is a transcript of the gene NMRK1, whose product is annotated as nicotinamide riboside kinase 1. The record is from RefSeq and is a predicted model, not a curated record. NCBI's taxonomy places the organism in Eukaryota, Metazoa, Chordata, Mammalia, Artiodactyla, Suidae.
GGAGUCCCGCCCCGCCCAACGCCGGCUGGAGCCGGGCGCCGCGUCCGCUCCGGGUGGGACGGAAACCUGGGGUUUGUCACCUCUACCCUGGGCCACCUCUGACCCGGGAGGGGCGCGGGGGAAGGACUUGUGGGCGUCUCGGUUAACGAGCUUCGGGGGUUGCGGAGGGUUAGUGAGAGGCGUGCGGUUGGCAAUUGCUUGUGCCGCUCUGCUUGGGAGCACUCGAACUGGCGCUGGGAAGACGUGAUUUUCAAAACUAAUUAUGAAAACAUUUGUCAUUGGAAUCGGUGGUGUGACAAAUGGUGGGAAGACAACACUGGCUAGGAAUUUGCAGAAACGCCUCCCAAAUUGCAGUGUCAUAUCUCAGGAUGAUUUCUUUAAGCCAGAGUCUGAGAUAGAGACGGGUGAAAAUGGAUUUCUUCAGUAUGAUGUGCUUGAAGCGCUGAACAUGGAAGAAAUGAUGUCUGCUAUUUCCUGCUGGAUGGAAAGCCCAUCACACUCUCUGGUAUCAACAGACUGGAGAAGCAUUGAGGAAAUUCCCAUUUUAAUUAUCGAAGGUUUCCUUCUCUUUAAUUAUAAGCCCCUUGACCAUAUAUGGAAUAGAAUGUAUUUUUUGACCAUUCCGUAUGAAGAAUGUAAGAGGAGGAGGAGUACAAGGGUCUAUGACCCUCCUGACGCCCCUGGGUACUUUGAUGGCCAUGUGUGGCCCAUGUAUCUAAAGCACAGACAAGAAAUGGAGAACAUCUCAUGGGAAAUUGUUUACCUAGAUGGAACAAAAUCUGAAGAGGACCUCUUUGCCCAAGUGUAUGAAGAUCUAGUACAAGAACUAACAAAGCAAAAGUGUCUGCAAGUGACAACAGUUGGAAUGCACUAAACCCUUCCUGGAGUGAAUUAGGAAUUUCAAAGGAAUAUAUUCAAGGAACCUGAACCAAGAUACAAUGUGUACUUUGGUACAGUGACAGCUGUUGUUUUGUUUUUCUGUUUGGUCUAUCACACGUGAUUUCCUUAACACAUGAAAUAGUAAGUAGUUCUCCAUGACAGCAGACAGGAAUUUACCUUAAUGAGUUGUUCUCACUCAGAGAAGUGCAUAGAUAGUGCAUAAUAGUCACAAUUAGUGAGUCAAUGUCUCUAGACCAGUGAUUGUCAAACUUUUCAGAAUGGCACCCAGAGUAGGAAAUAAGAUAUAGAACAUAAUCCAGUAUAUAUGUAAUCUAUUGAUGUGUGCAUUUGUGUGUAUGUGUCUAUAUGUGUCAGAUAUAUCAAGUAUCAUAAAACUUACCUUACAUUCAAUGCGCUCUUGAUAUUUUUCUACUUUUAAUUUUUUUUAAAUAUUGUUUACCAUCCCAUACCAAUGCUCACCUCCCACAAAUAAUGGGAUUACACAGAGUAGCAGUCAUACUGAAUAAAUCUAUAAUUUGCAACAGUA